Plasmopara halstedii is the source of this 1236-nucleotide messenger RNA. RefSeq lists its product as uncharacterized. The transcript has 6 exons. Gene Ontology annotation, cellular component: mitochondrial matrix. Lineage: Eukaryota; Oomycota; Peronosporomycetes; Peronosporales; Peronosporaceae. The record is from RefSeq and is a predicted model, not a curated record. Gene Ontology annotation, biological process: fatty acid metabolic process; DNA damage response. Bases 1 to 1236 code for a protein of 411 amino acids.
AUGAGCAACAGCGGCUCUGAUGAUGAUUUUUUUGGCUGCAUGGAGAGCGAAGACCUUUUUUCGGAGACACUAGAUCAACAGGAGAAACGUCGUGAGGCUAAGCGCUAUGCGGAGCAGUAUGCAGAACGAAAAUGGGGGUUGGCGGCUAGACAACAGAGAAUUCAGGCAGGCCAAGACUUUUUCCUUAAGAAACGUGUGAUCGAGCUAGGCUGCGGCAUCGGCGUGCCGGGUUUGGCCACCGCAGCACUUGGAGCUGAAGAUGUGGUGCUUACUGACAUGCCUAUCGCGGUUCCCUGGAUUCAAGCUAACAUCGAGAGAAAUUAUGCGCUGGGGUGCAUCGCCGGCAGAGUUUGUGCGCAAGGGUUAAUGUGGGACCUAAUCUAUGGUCAUCGCGACAUCGCAAAGAGGCUAGUGCAGACAAUAGUACAAUUGUCGCACGCUGAUACGCUUAUCGUCUCAGCGCAUGAAGCACGUUUUGCUGGCGAUCGGGGCCUAUCUUUCUUUGAGCUGCUUUCGGAAAAGCAUUUUACGAUCAACCACUCGCUGACACCACUACUGAGCUCGUCUGCCGUGGCUGCAUCUUCUCGGCGAAUAUUGUGGCAAUCUGUGUUUAACCUCGAUACAACUCACUUUCACGAUUCGUUGGUGAGCGAUGAUGACUUGCAAAUAGAGCUGGACGUGAUCACAAAGGAUGAAGAAAAAGUUCUAUCAGACGAGUGCUAUCACAUUCUCAAGCGACGCCGCUAUGAAAUUAGCCACUGGGACAACGUUAUCCUGAAUUUUAAGGAGAUGGAGCGCUCACGCUGGUCCACCGAGACGCAGCGAAUUUUGCAAAAGGUCCGUGAAACAGCCAUUUUACCAAAAGAACUAACCUAUUUUUCGGCUGUCCAUGUGAUUGAACUGGCGGAAGAUGGCUACAUUAAACCUCACGUGGACUCUAUCAAGUUCUCCGGCCGCGUGGUGGCUGGGCUUAAUUUGCUCUCACCCUGCAUAAUGAGAUUUAGGGAGGUGAACGGAGAUUCGGUCAUUGAUGCUUAUCUGCAGCGUCGUUCCAUGUACAUGGUGACUGGAAGAAUUCGCUACCAUUAUACGCACGAGAUUAUGCCUGGCAUACAGAUUUUCCGACAGAAGGUAAUCGUUAAACGCACGUCUCGCAUCUCUAUAAUGCUGCGCGACGAGUAUCUUGAGGAACACAUUACAAAGUACUACAAACCCUUCGUCGCGAAAAAUAAUUAA